This is a messenger RNA of Diachasma alloeum, 2088 nucleotides long. RefSeq names its product 2',5'-phosphodiesterase 12. Bases 185 to 2005 code for a protein of 606 amino acids. Gene Ontology annotation, cellular component: mitochondrion. Lineage: Eukaryota; Metazoa; Arthropoda; Insecta; Hymenoptera; Braconidae. Gene Ontology annotation, molecular function: 3'-5'-RNA exonuclease activity. The transcript is spliced from 5 exons. Gene Ontology annotation, biological process: nuclear-transcribed mRNA catabolic process, deadenylation-dependent decay. The record is from RefSeq and is a predicted model, not a curated record.
UGAAAAAAAAAUCGAUGAAAACCAUCGCACGUGUGGUCGCCUCCCCGAUAUAUCGCCGCAGAACUAUCGACAUGAAAAAUCGUGUGUAAAAAGUGAAAAUUGUGUUUGAAACCUGCAAAAAUGACUUGAAAAAAAAGCUGUUCAGAAAUUAACUUCGCUCAAUAAUCGAUCCUGCGAAGAGACGAUGACAAGUGCGUUGAUCCUCUCGCGCCGUUGUAAACCCAGGUGGCUAACCUCUCUGCUGAAGCCCCUCAGACCCUCCCCCGUCGUCAAAUACUCCAUCAAGCCGGUGUUCAAGAUGCACGAGGCAUAUUUGUGGCACGUGGAGGGCACCGAGACCUUCGACUUCACCUUCCGGUACGCCCAGACGGACCUGAAUAUCGACCGACAAUUCAACCUGUCUCGUCGAGUGAACGAGAACGUGGAGGCCUUCCUCAAGAGGCUCGACCUCAACCUGGGGAAGGUUCUCGACAAGAAAAAGCGUAAGAAGGCGAAGAAGACCGGCGAGUCCCCGGAGCAGCGGGACAACGUGGGGGAGGGAAAAAUAGUGCUGCUCAAGGGGGAAACCAAGGUCGAGCUGGAGUUGCCCUGUGCCAGCGUCAUCGCCGACCCCCGUGACCUCUUCCUCACGAUUUUCGACGAAAAAUACGUCAUCAAUUUCAACGCUCCCUGGGUCACUGACCUCGAGCUCCCCCUCUGCAUCCUCGAGGGAUUCCCAGUCUAUCCCUCAACCUUCGAUGCUAUGUACACCCUCAAAUCCAAAUCCACGUUCAGGUGGUACAGAAAUCCAGCACCGAAGAGCCACAAUUUUAAGAAAGACGAGGAAUCCUGGGAGAUGAUCGGCGAGGGGCUCAUUUAUGUGCCUGCGAGGCAGGACAUUGACUGCAGAUUAAAACUUUCUUGUCUUCCUGGGAAUGAGAGCCAAGUGGGACCUGAAGUUCAGGUCGAGGCGAAGUCUGUGGUUGAGGCAGGGCCUGGAGCUUGUCCCUUUGAAAUUAGGCAACAGUUUACAAAGAAUAAAUUGUCUGGGAAAGAUUUCAGGAUAGCAUCGUAUAAUAUUUUAGCAGACACUUACGCAGACUCGGACUACUCCCGAGAGGUUUUAUUUCCGUACUGCCCCCCAUAUGCCCUAGCAAUGGAUUAUCGAAAGUUGUUGAUAGUUAAAGAAUUAAUAGGAUACAAUUCAGACAUUCUCUGUCUGCAAGAGGUCGACAAAAAGGUCUAUGAAAACGACUUGGUCCCAGCUCUGUCCUCCCUGAACUACAGUGGAAUAUUUGCCACCAAGGGGGACACAGUUGAGGGACUAGCCGUGUUCUACGACCAAAACCGCUUUCAACUUCUGGACAAUAAGUGCACAGUUAUGGGGAAGAACGUCGAAUUUAAUGAGUCCUUCAAGAGGAUUUGGGCUCGAGUGCAGAACGACAGCACGAGACAACGAUUUUUGGAGCGAAACACUUCAUUGUUGAUCGUUACCUUACAAUCUAGAGAUAAUCCAGGAGAAAUUCUGGUCUUAGGAAACACACAUUUGUAUUUUCACCCUGAUGCUGAUCACAUAAGACUGCUGCAGGGAUAUUUCGCGUUGACUGAGUGUCAAAAUACCGUUGAGUUCACUAAAAAAUUGUAUCCAGAUAAAAACGUGACAUUCAUUCUGAGUGGAGACUUCAAUAGUAGUCCUGCUGAUGGGAUUUACGAAUUGAUGACGAAAAAAUAUGUUCCUGAGGACCACAUUAAUUGGAAAUCAAAUCCUGAACAAAUAAUCGAGAACGUGUCCCUCUCGCACGAAAUGUCACUUGCAAGUGCCUGUGGAACACCAGAAUACACAAACUUCACAGUAGAAUUUGCCGAUUGCCUGGAUUACAUCUUCUACCAGACGGAUAAGCUUCAAGUGACUCAGGUGGUUCCAAUGCCGAGUAAAGAGGAGCUCUCGCUGCACGGGGCAAUUCCAUCUGUUGUUUUUCCUAGUGAUCACGUGGCCAUUUGCGCUGACCUCAGGUGGACUUCAUAAUCAGGUUUUUAAUUUAAGAAUUCUGUGCAUAAUAAGAAUAAUUUUACUUUAAAAAUGUGUACAAAUAAUGGACUCGAGAAUUG